AUGAAUCCUUCUAGCGUCCCGUCCAAGUCAGUCAUUAACGUAGAAAAAGCCAUUAAGAACCAAAACGACUUAGCCCUGAUCGUUUCCAAGCAUCUCUUCUCUACCAAAGCCAAAGACUCUAACACCGUUUUCUCUCCGGCGUCUAUAAACUCCUGCCUCACAUUGGCGGCUUCUGGUCCCGACGGUUCUGCAGUCUCUGGUGAGAUCCUCUCCUUCCUGAGGUCUUCUUCAACCGAUGAAAUCAACGCCGUCUUCAGCAAGAUCGUCCCCAUCGUCUUCGCUGACCGUAGCGCGAAUGGUGGACCAAAGAUCUCGUCGCUCAAUGGCGUAUGGAUCGAGAAAACGCUACCCAUUGAUCCAUCGUUCAAGGAUCUCUUUGAGAAUGUCUUCAAAGCUGUUUUUGGUCGUGUAGACUUUCGAUCACAGGCUGAACAAGUGCGUGGAGAGCUGAAUAAAUGGGCUGAAAAUCAUACCAAUGGUCUCAUCAAAGAUAUUCUUCCUCCUGGAUCCAUCUCGAGUCUAACCAAUUCUGUUUAUGGAAACGCACUCUACUUCAAAGGAGCUUGGGAAGUUCCAUUCGACAAGUCUUACACGAUGCACAGAAAGUUUCACCGUGUUAGUCGAACCGCAGUGUCCGUGCCAUUCAUGAGCAGCUGCAUGGACCAAUACAUAAAUGCUUAUGAUGGUUUCAAGGUGCUCAGGAUACCUUAUCGACAAGGCGGUGUUGCUAACAAUAACAAUCGCAGCUUUUCUUAUCUACAAGGAAUUGAUGCUGCUACCAAUGGAAGCUUCUCGAUGUACUUUUAUCUCCCAGACAAGAGAGAUGGAUUGGAUGAUCUUGUCAAGGCAAUGGCAUCUACUUCUGGAUUCUUGGACAGUCACGUUCCAAGUUUUCCAGUUUUAGUUAAUGAAUUCAGAAUCCCAAAGUUUAAGAUCUCUUAUGGCUUAGACGGCGACGACUUGGGGUUGCGUUCAAUGUAUUUGUUUCAUAAAGCAUGUGUGGAGAUUGAUGAAGAAGGCGCUGAAGCUGCUGCUGCAACUUGUACAGUCGCUGAUGGAUGUGCGAUGCCAAUGAAGCCUCCUAAGAGAAUAGAUUUUGUGGCAGAUCAUCCCUUUGUCUUCUUAAUUAGAGAAGACAAAACUGGUACUGUUUUGUUCGUUGGUCAGAUCUUUGAUCCUUCCGACAAAUCUUCUUAG
Molecule: messenger RNA, 1197 nt
Organism: Eruca vesicaria subsp. sativa (arugula)
Lineage: Eukaryota; Viridiplantae; Streptophyta; Magnoliopsida; Brassicales; Brassicaceae
Source: the annotation of a GenBank genome assembly